Molecule: messenger RNA, 765 nt
Organism: Fusarium venenatum
Lineage: Eukaryota; Fungi; Ascomycota; Sordariomycetes; Hypocreales; Nectriaceae
Source: RefSeq, a predicted model, not a curated record
AUGGUCCGCGUCUUCAUCACAGGCUCUACUGACGGCAUCGGCCAGGCGGCUGCGAAGCUCCUCGCCGAGCAAGGCCAUCAAGUCGUGCUCCAUGCUCGCAACGCCGACCGAGCAUCAUCCGCCAAAGCCGCCAUUCCCAAAGCCCAAGCUGUUCUUAUCGGUGAUUUAUCGUCAAUUGACGAGACAAAGAAGUUGGCCAAGGAAGCCAAUGACGCUGGACCCUACGAUGUCAUCGUUCACAACGCAGGUAUUGGCUACGGUGCAACCGCAUCCAGGGAGAUCACAUCAGACAAGAUCUCAGCUGUAUUCGCUGUCAACACACUGGCACCUUAUAUCCUUACAUCUCUCAUGGAUAAACCCACCAGUAGACUGUUGUUCAUGAGUUCCAACAGCCACUACAGUGGAGACGAGUCUCUCAAGAACGCGACACAAUCGCAUUCAUACGGCAACACUAAGCUUCAUGACACAAUGCUCGCAAAAGCCUUUGCCAGACGCUGGACUGAUAUUCAAGUCCUUAGCAUGCAUCCUGGCUGGGUAAAGACGAAGAUGGGAGGUGGCUCGGCACCUGUACACUUGGACCAGCCGGCCAGGGCAUUGGCAAGCUGGGUCGCUGGGGAAGGAUCUUUGACAAAGGCUACCUCUGGUGCUUUUGUCACCACAAGUGGGGAGCGCUCGCCUCACCCUGGAGCGGAUAACGUCAGCAAGCAGGAAGAGCUGUUGGAUUUGUGUAAGGAAGUUUCUGGUGUUUCUGCCCCGGGAGAGUAA